Messenger RNA from Episyrphus balteatus (marmalade hoverfly), 1505 nucleotides. RefSeq lists its product as uncharacterized. Gene Ontology annotation, biological process: transmembrane transport. The transcript is spliced from 3 exons. Bases 37 to 1476 code for a protein of 479 amino acids. Gene Ontology annotation, cellular component: membrane. The record is from RefSeq and is a predicted model, not a curated record. NCBI's taxonomy places the organism in Eukaryota, Metazoa, Arthropoda, Insecta, Diptera, Syrphidae. Gene Ontology annotation, molecular function: transmembrane transporter activity.
UUAUUAACUUACUAAUUUCAAAGUGAUUGUUGAAAUAUGAAUCAAUCACAACCUUCAACAAUGUCAACUACCGACAACAGGAGAGUUAUAAUUUCAGAACCACCUCAAUGUGACUUUUACACUAUUCCAAUUCAAACCGGGAAUCAAGUAAACUAUGGAUACACACAACGGAUUUAUGUGGAACCGAAUUUUGGAUGGUUUACAGAUUUUCUAAGAAAUAUACGACAAAGUGGUUCUUUGAUAUCAGCAUUUUUUAUUUUCAUUUCUGGUGGCUUCAGUGCGAUGUCGAGUAUUACUUAUGGGCUUAUAUUACCCGGAUCACAUGCUCAAAUUUGUUGGUUCAUUGGCAUCAUAAUUGGAUCUUGCAUAUCUGCUAUCUUGGUUAAUAAGGUCCCAAAGCGUUCAUUUUAUAUUGUUGCAUCAUUAUUUAUAAUGGCAAACGGAAUUCUAUACACCACAAAAAGAGGAAGCGUUUCAGCGACUAUUGCGGCUCGUUAUUUUAAUGGAAUCGCUAUUGGCUACACUCUGAUUCCAACUAUUUUGAAUGGAUCUGAACAAUCGGUGAAAAGAUUCAGAGGAAUGAAUCUUUGUGUUGAACAUAUUGGUCUCUCUGUUGGUGCUCUCCUGAGUUCAGUUGUUGGACAGAUUCAGCUAGAAGGAGUUUGUUCAUUAUUUUGUGGUAUACUGGCUUUUGGUUCUGCAGUUAUCUUAACCCUCGAAUCUCCAGUAUUUUAUUUGCGCAAAAAUAAAGAGUUUGAAGCAGUGCAUGUUUUACGCAGACUUCAGAGGCACAAGAUUAUCACGGAUGAAACUUACGUAUUGCUUGCUGAGAACAAGUCACUACUCGCAGAAGAUUUAAAUAGAGGAUUGUCAGUUAAUAUUCGUAGGAGCUGGAUACCAAUGAUAAAAAUGAUACUUUUCCGUUGCUUUGUUUCGAUGUCUUCAAUUCUUCCAAUGUUUCUCACGUUCUUCAUAGCUUAUGGAAAUGUUAUUGCACAAAGUAACAACUUCUCCUACACCUUUUAUUACAUGUUUCUAUUGAUGCCAUUGAUUGGAGGCCUGAUUUCAUGGUUUUCCUUGGACACUAUUGGACGCAGGAUACCAAGUGCAUUGGCAUUACUUAUAUGUGGUGUAAUAUUCUUUGUAAUUGCUAUGAGUGUUGAAAAAGCAAGAAUAUACUUUCUUCUCAUCUAUAAAUUACUAUCUGGUAUUAUUGCUCCAGCAAGUACUUGCUAUUUGAGUGAAGCCUUUUCAGUUUCUGUAAAACCUUUUUUCAUUUUGGUUGCAAUUGUCUCUGAAAACAUUCUUCAAAUUGUCACUUCAAAUUAUUUGAUAUCAGAAUUUUCAACAGAAACUUUUUGUUUUACUCUGAGUGCAUUGCACAUAAUUUAUGGAAUUCUUUUCUUUUGCAUUAUGCCAGAAACUAAGAAAACUACUUUGCGUGAUGCGUUCAAAAAGUUUCAACCAACAACAUAAAAUUUUUUUGUUAUUUUUUAGUUGUUAAU